Molecule: messenger RNA, 331 nt
Organism: Staurois parvus
Lineage: Eukaryota; Metazoa; Chordata; Amphibia; Anura; Ranidae
Source: the annotation of a GenBank genome assembly
UCUAGGUCAUGGGUGUCAAACUGGCGGCCCUCCAGCUGUUGCCAAACUACAAGUCCCAUAAUGCUUCUGCCUUUGGGAGCCAUGCUUGUAACUGUCAUUUUGCAAUGCCUCAUGGGACUUGUAGUUUGGCAACAGCUGGAGGGCCACCAGUUUGUAACCCGUGACCUAGAGGGCAGGGGUGUCAAAUUGGCGGCCCACCAGCUGUUGCAAAACUACAUCAUGCUUCUGCCUUUGGGAGUCAUUCUUGUAACUGUCAAUCUUGCAAUGCCUCAUGGGACUUGUAGUAUGGCAAAAGCUGGAGGGCCGCCAGUUUGACACCCAUGCUUUGAGG